Salarias fasciatus (jewelled blenny) is the source of this 1734-nucleotide messenger RNA. Its product is annotated as cytochrome P450 2J6-like. The record is from RefSeq and is a predicted model, not a curated record. Gene Ontology annotation, cellular component: cytoplasm; intracellular membrane-bounded organelle. Bases 66 to 1574 code for a protein of 502 amino acids. Gene Ontology annotation, molecular function: iron ion binding; heme binding; oxidoreductase activity, acting on paired donors, with incorporation or reduction of molecular oxygen, reduced flavin or flavoprotein as one donor, and incorporation of one atom of oxygen. Gene Ontology annotation, biological process: xenobiotic metabolic process. The transcript has 9 exons. Lineage: Eukaryota; Metazoa; Chordata; Actinopteri; Blenniiformes; Blenniidae.
GGAAAACUCUCUGAUGUGUGUGUUGUGGGACCACAGCGUCGCAGUUUAACUCACCUUGGGCUGACAUGGCUGGAGAGACGGAGACGGUCCUCGGGGCUCUCGGCUUGGAGUGGGUCGACGGAAGAAGUGUUUUACUGUUUUUCUUUAUUUUUCUCCUGCUGGUUGAUGUUUUGAAGCACAGAGCGCCAAAAAACUUCCCUCCUGGACCCUGGGCUCUGCCUCUGAUCGGGGACCUGCACCGCAUCAAACCCAGCAGAAUCCACCUGCAGUUCAAAGAGUUAGCAGAGAAGUAUGGGAACAUUUACAGCCUGCGUCUGUUUGGCGGGAGGGUCGUGAUCCUUCACGACUUCAAGCUGGUGAAAGAAGCCUUGGUACAACACGGAGAAGCCUUCCUCGAUCGGCCAACAGUCCCAUUAUUUGCAGAACUAGCUGGAAAUAAUGGUCUUGUGCUGUCAAACGGUCACCAGUGGAAGCAGCAGAGAAGAUUUGCUCUUCAUACACUCAGGAAUUUUGGCCUGGGAAAGAAGACCAUGGAGCUGUUCAUCCAGGAGGAGUGCCGAUACCUCGCGGAGGUGUUGACAGAUCAACAAGGCAAACCUUAUAAUGCACAGUUGCUGCUGAACAACGCUGUGUCCAACAUUAUCUGCUGUUUAGUGUUUGGGAACCGAUUUGAGUACACAGACAAGAAUUACCAGACUAUUCUUCAGACUGUAACUGAGGUGAUAUAUCUGGAGGGAGGUCCAUGGGCACAGAUGUACAACAUGGUGCCCUGGCUACUGAGGUGGCUGCCUGGACCUCAUCAAAAGAUAUUCACCCUGGUGCAGAGGGUAAAUAACUUCAUAGAAAUCAGGAUUAAAGAACACAAAGAAAACCUGGACCCCUCAUCACCAAGAGAUUACAUUGAUGCCUUCCUCGUUGAAAUGGGAGAGACAGAGGACAAAGAGUCAGGUUUUCAUCUCACCAAUUUAUGUGCUUGUGUCCUGGACCUGUUUGGUGCCGGAACAGAGACCACAGCCACCACGUUAAACUGGGGUCUGCUGUACAUGAUCUACUAUCCUGACAUACAAGAAAAAGUCCAGGCUGAGAUAGACGCUGUGGUGGGUUCAUCCAGACAGCCUGCUAUGAGUGACAGAGAAAACCUGCCUUACACUGAUGCAGUCGUACAUGAGGUGCAGAGGAUGGGGAAUAUCAUUCCUCUCAAUGUGAUUCACAUGGCUACUAAGGACACCACACUGGAUAAAUACACAAUCCCAAAGGGUACAAUGAUCAUCCCCACUCUCAAUUCAGUCCUACAUGAUGAGUCAUUCUGGGAAACGCCACACUCCUUCAACCCUCAACACUUUCUGGAUGAGGAUGGUAAAUUCAGGAAGAGAGAAGCUUUCCUACCUUUUUCUACAGGAAAGCGAAUGUGUCUUGGGGAACCACUGGCCAAGAUGGAGUUAUUCCUCUUCUUCACCGCCCUCCUUCAGAGGUUUACUUUCUCUCCACCCCCUGGAGAGAAGCCCAGUCUGGAGUAUACCUUGGGAGCCACUCGCUGUCCCAAACCGUACCGUCUGUGUGCAGUACCACGUUAGACCGUUCCACAUCCUAUACUUAGCACACUCGUUUCUGAGCACUACGUGUAUCUUGUAAAGCCGAGGUGUCAAAUCCUGGUCCUGAAGGGCCACCUCCACACAUUUUAGAGUUGUUUCAGAGUUUCCUGGGUUUAACCCCACCCCCGCCCCUCGGCCCCAG